GGAAGUUAUAAAAGGGGGUGCAGGCAGCCAGCGGGAGAGCCAUGCAGUCCAAGCGGGAGUGUGAGCUAUGGUGUGAGAAGGUGAAUCCAGAGAACAAGGCGGCGUUGGAGGCGUGGGUCAGGGAGACGGGCAUCCGCCUGGUACAGGUGAACGGGCAGAGGAAGUAUGGCGGGCCACCCCCAGGCUGGGUAGGCAGCCCGCCGCCAGCCGGCUCGGAGGUGUUUAUCGGGCGGCUGCCCCAGGACGUCUACGAGCACCAGCUGAUCCCACUGUUCCAGCGCGUGGGCCGCCUCUACGAGUUCCGCCUGAUGAUGACCUUCAGUGGCCUAAACCGCGGCUUCGCCUACGCCCGCUACAGCUCGCGGCGCGGCGCGCAGGCCGCCAUCGCCACGCUGCACAACCACCCGCUGCGGCCCUCCUGCCCGCUGCUCGUGUGCCGCAGCACCGAGAAGAGCGAGCUGAGCGUGGAUGGGUUGCCGCCGGACGUGAGCCGCCGUGCGCUGUUGCUCGCGCUGCAGCCUCUGGGCCCUGACCUGCAGGAGGCGCUGCUGCUGCCCAGCCCCGGGCCGGUGCCCGCGCAGAUCGCGCUGCUCAAGUUCAGCUCGCACCGCGCCGCCGCCAUGGCCAAAAAGGCCCUGGUGGAAGGGCAGUCACGCCUCUGUGGAGAGCAGGUGGCUGUGGAGUGGCUCAAGCCAGACCUGAAGCAGCGACUCCGCCAGCACCUUGUGGGUCCCUCACUGCGGUGCCUACAGCCGCAGGGCAGCCGAUUGGCCUGGGCUAGGGACAGGCUAGGGUCACAAGGGGCUCGGGCUGCCCUCCAGCUGCUGUGCCAACAAAUGAAGCUGGGCAGCCCGGUGUUCCUCACCAAGUGUUUGGGCACAGGACCUGCUGGCUGGCACCACUUCUGGUACCAGGUGGUGAUCCCUGGUCAUCCAGUGCCUUUCAGCGGCCUUAUCUGGGUUGUGCUGGCCCCAGAUGGGCAGGAUGGGCAUGAGGUAGCCAAGGAUGCGGUGUCCGCACAGCUGCUGGAGGCACUGAGUGAGUCUGGGGCCAGCUUCUUGUGGUCUGCUGGGGCUGAGGCAGGUACCUUCGUUAAGCAGUGACCCCACCCUCUCUCCACAGGCAGCCUAAUAAACAAGUAGGCAGAGCCUGUGUCAGUUUCCAGCCCAGCAGGCCUGGGUGGCCACUAUCUGAUCCCAUUGGGGGAGGGGCAGGGGUCCUGCUGCAUGUCUGACACAGCCCCCCUGCUCGGGCAGGGCCUCCUAGCACCUGGGGCAGCUCAGGUUUGGCUUAUGUUGUGGUGAAGGACCUUGCCCUCCCCCUCCCAGCCCAGGGUCAGACCUGACCCCAUGGUGACACCCAUACCUACCUUUGUCCCCUCACCCCUCUUCCUCCCACAGCUUAGUAUGAAUCGUGGUUAUUUUCUUGAUUUCUUUUGGUUGGAUUUUAUUUGGAGGGUCAGGUGAACCAAAGGGUCAGAAAUUCUGCCUUUAUCCCCACUUCUUGGCAUUUGGUUUUGGUUUAUGUAUAGUUUUGAGUUUUUCUAUGCUGGUUGUAUUUAUAUUAAACCCCUGGUUGGU
Molecule: messenger RNA, 1580 nt
Organism: Cynocephalus volans (Philippine flying lemur)
Lineage: Eukaryota; Metazoa; Chordata; Mammalia; Dermoptera; Cynocephalidae
Gene: DND1
Product: DND microRNA-mediated repression inhibitor 1
Exons: 4
Coding region: 42-1103 (353 amino acids)
Biological process (GO): germ cell development; mRNA stabilization; negative regulation of miRNA-mediated gene silencing
Cellular component (GO): cytoplasm; nucleus
Molecular function (GO): mRNA binding
Source: RefSeq, a predicted model, not a curated record